Molecule: messenger RNA, 5358 nt
Organism: Asterias rubens (European starfish)
Lineage: Eukaryota; Metazoa; Echinodermata; Asteroidea; Forcipulatida; Asteriidae
Product: protein kinase C-binding protein 1-like
Exons: 16
Coding region: 226-4548 (1440 amino acids)
Molecular function (GO): protein binding
Source: RefSeq, a predicted model, not a curated record
CACACACUGCUGAUGAUAUCUUUUGGAGCUGAAUGUGGCCAUUGGGGUUUUUAAUCUCUCUCUGGACUGUGCAUGGUGGGGUGAAGGAGGGUCUCUGGAAGCUUGAGCCUGUAAAUUCAGAAACAUUUUACAGAACUGAGUUUUUGUUCAAGCUAGAUGCGCGUUUGCAUGUAGGAUGCCUUCAUGAUUGUCCCUUGCCUCAUCUAGCCCUUCAUUCUCAUCAAGAUGAACAGUAAAGUAAGCACAGCAAGCCCAAUCACACCCAAGGCAACAACAACCAUUGCCAAGGGUGUGGCAUCACCCAAAGCUCGACCAGCAUCAACUGGAGCGAGCAAGUCACCAUCAAGAUUCACCUCUGGCCAAUCCAUGUCUGGGAAAUUCUUCUCCGCUAACUCGCCAUCCAGCAAGCAUCUUCCCAUCAUGUCAUCACCAAGGAAGUCCAUCUUCAGCAAAGCGGUCGGUCAGUCGGGCGCCAUGAAGCUUGGGUCUGGCCUGUCACACAACAAGACAUACUUUGGGAAAUCAUCUGGCUUGGGUCAGUUUGAUCUUCCGUUGGCCCUACGCAAGAAACGUAGACCAAAUGCAGGGAUGAAGCGUGAGCCGGAUAUUGACAUGGACAAGAUCCAGCAUGCUACAAAUAAACCACCACAAAAAGAUGGAAAGAUGCCUCAGAAGCGGAAGUUAAGCCAUUCCAGUCCCAACAGUAGCAAGGUGAAUGUCAAACACAAAGAAGAUUACGUCCCUCCAUCCAGCAAGAAAAGAAAGAUCAAUCGCUCAAAUCGAGACCAGGAUUCAAGGAAUGACUUUUAUUGCUGGGUUUGCCAUAAGGAAGGUUCGGUCAUUUGCUGUGAGCUUUGCCCUAGGGUGUAUCAUCCUAAAUGUGCUAAGCUAGAAGGGGAUCCAUAUGGGGAUUGGUUCUGUCCUGAGUGUGCGAGAGCAACCAAUGCUGAGUGUAUUGACUCACAGUCAAAAGCCAUGGCAUCGCUCACAUUAGACCAACUGGCUAAACUCCUACUCUUUGCUCUCAAGAGAAUGAGACACUCAGGGGCUGAGCCUUUCUUGAAGCCAGUCAACCUGCAACAGAAUCCUGGCUAUGAGGAGUUUGUGUUCAAUCCAAUGGAUCUAUCAACACUUGAGAAGAGCAUCAAGAAGCGCAUGUAUGGGAGUACAGAAGCAUUUCUCUUGGAUGCAAAGUGGAUCCUGCAUAACUGCAUUGUGUUCAAUGGAUCGCAUCACAAGCUUACAAAUAGUGCACGAAUGAUCAUCAAGAUAUGUGAAUAUGAGGUGAAGGAGAUAGAGAUAUGUCCAGAUUGCUAUUUGUCAGCUUGUCUGAAACGAGACAAAUGGUUCUGUGAAGUCUGUCGAGAUCCCCAUAAGCUUGUAUGGGCAAGGCUGCAGGGUUUCCCAUUCUGGCCAUCCAAGGUCAUCAGAGAGAAAGAUGGUCAACUGGAUGUCCGCUUCUUUGGGCAGCAUGAUAGAGCGUGGGUACCUGUCUCCAGCUGCUACAUGUAUUCAAGUGAGAUUCCCUGCCAUUCCAAGAAGAAGACUACAGGUCUGAACAGCUCAGUAGCAGAGAUGGAGCUCCACAUCCAGAAUCUGCAGAGGACGUUCGGCAAAGAUUGCUUCAAGUAUGCACCCAACCGAACACCGUUUGGUACAUUGGACUGUCUGAUCAUCAACCCAGGAGACAGACCGAAGUGGCAGGGAAGCAGAAUGGCGAUGGGUUCAUUCCUGAAUGGCAUGCAUGAUAGAAGCAGUCCGAAACCUGAGGAGAAGGCAUCUGCUGUAGAGAUUAAGACAGAACCGGUCGAUGUGGAGUCGUUGCAGGAGGAGAAUGCAGCUGCAGAGAAAAGCUUGGAGGAUUCACUCAAUGUUAGACCAGAGUCUCAAACAGUACUAGACAAAGACACAAAUGAUGCUGUGCCAAAAGGGAAACCUCAAGAUAAAGCUAAUGGAAAGUCUUCGACGGUAUCAGAAAAUAACAACAGUGCCGAGAAGGAUAAUAACUCUGGGUCCACCAACUCAACAAUGUCAUCAAACUCUAAAUACAACACUAUUAUUAGCCCAGUCAAACGACAGGUAUUUACAGUUGCACGAAAACGAAUGGGUAGUGCAAAUGAUAACACUUCAUCAAACAGAACCAAUGCUGACGAAUCGGAUGAUCUGUCUAGAAGUCCACCUCCUCGAGAGAUGUCGCCAGAUGUCGAUCAGGAUAGGAGUGAUAACAGUGAAGCAUCGUCACCAAGUAAAGCACCAGUGGGUGUAUUUGAAGUAAGUGAUGAGAGCUUAGAUGUGGAUCCCGACAUGGCAGCCCAAUCGCCCUCUGUUCAGCUCCUUGGUAAGUCCCAUGCUUCACAGAAUGAGUUCAGCAGGAGUCUUGCCAUCAAAUUAAACAAGGUUAGCCCACGAUCAUUGGGGAAAAUGGGAAACUUGAGAGCAAAGCGAGGUGAAGAGCUGGAUGAGGCAGACCUUGACGGAGUUACUCCUUUAAGAGACUCCAAGAGACAUCCAGAGAUUCCUGAACAAUCAGAAACAUCAGAUGACUUAGAUACACCUGGUGAGACGAGUAAAGUAAACAAAUCAUCGGGCAAUAUAGUAAAGUCAGUAUCACCUACUGAUGAGAUAGUUGAUAAUAAUACUGCAGGAAGCUCUGCCAAAAGUAAGAUGGCAGAGUCUCCAGAGAAGUUAGAUGCUAGUGAAGAUACACCAAGUACCUCACAGUCCACGACACCUAAAGAUAAGUUCCACAUCAAGUUAGGUAAGACUAUUGAGACCAUGAAAGCUUCCUUAGGGAUUGAGAGAUUACACAGUGUGGAGAAGGAUGCCUCGGAUUCAGAGUCGUCCGACUCUGAGUCAGAGUCAAGUGAGGCUGAUCACUCUGAGGAAUCCGAUAUGGAGGUCGACAAUAAUGCUUCCAACAAGAUCAAUUCAACUGAAAAAGGAUCAAGCAAAACAUCUCAACCGAAUGGAGACAAUGACCAAGCAACACAAGAGUCCACUGAUUCUACCUCCAAAGAUACUUCCAGUAAAACAGCAGAUACAAAUGACAGAAGCUCAAAAACUCAAGCGUCAAAUUCUUCUGUGGGUGAAAUUAUGAAGGAAUCACCACACAUUUCAAAACCUGGAAUAUCAAAGAAAGACACCAUCAAAGCUCCUAGAACAGUUAUUACGAAGAGGUCCAAUGAUUCCGAUAUUGAUCUUGCUAUGAGCUGCCAUUCUGAAAUGUCCGACUCUGAUGCCGGUGAUCUUGUUAUCGAUGAAACCGAUACAGAACAAAGGUCUCUUAAUUCUGCAACAAACAAAACCAAAGAAUCUGGUAAAAGCGAGCAGCACAGUGAGACACACAUUCACGAUGAUUAUCAAGCACCAAUGGACAUGGACGACGUUAUUCUUGUCUCAAAUCCCUUUGUAAAAAAAGAUCAACCAGACACGAGACAGACCACAAAAGAGGUGAUCGUACAUGAACAAGAGCCACAUAGCAAUACCACCGAUGAUACUGAGACUCCUAAAGCCAGUCCAUCAACUACCAACCCACCUCCGUCAGAUAAACAAAUAAGGACUGUCGUUACGGUUAAAAGCACAUCAAAUGCACAUCCCAAACCACUCAUACCUUCUAAGGACCAAGAACGGCCCCCUGAGGCGACACAUUCCUCAUUUCCAAGCAUUGUUGAAUCAUUGAAAGCAAAGAAGAGGGAAACCAGUGAAACAGUUCAACCUCAAAAGAGUGAACCUCAAAAGAGUGAACCUCAAAAGAGUGAACCUCAAAAGAGUGAACCUCAAAAAAGUGCUGAGAGUACAUUGCCCAAAAAGACUGCUGUAGUUGUUGCUGACAAGGAUGCUGUAAAGGAAACUGACACCGACAAAUGUAGCAACUUCUAUGACAAGUAUAUUGCAAAGGUAUCCACAGCUGUUGAAGGCGUAUUAAAUGACUUCACUAAAGACAUGAAAGAUGGGAUGCUAUUAAAGGAUGCUAAGAGUGAGAUUGAGGAUCUUAAGAUGGAGGUACAGAGACUUAAAUGGGUACAGGAGCAGGAGAACACAGAAUACAAACAGAUCAUGGAUCUUGCCUUAGCUGAGAUGAAGGAGUGUAUGGAGGCAGAGGCUGCUGUUGCCAUGGAGAAUCUUAAGAUGAAACUAGAGACAGAGAAGCAAGAUGAAAUCAGAAAGACAAAAUCAAAACAAUGGUGUGCAAUGUGUGGCAAAGAUGCAGUGUUUUUCUGCUGUUGGAACACUAGUUACUGUGACUAUCCCUGUCAGCAGUCUCAUUGGUCUACACAUCGUAACUCAUGCCAGCAAAGAGCCUCAGGAAAUACCGUCAUCCAAGUACAACAACUACACAACAAAGCUCAGCCUCCCCACCUUGAGUGGUCAUUAGCAAAGCAACACACAUCUAGUACAAACCAACAUUCCUACUCUACCCCCAUCACACCAAACUCGUUCUCACUACAGUCUGUAAACGGAGUGGACGUAGUUGCAACUACGGUCUGCUUACGAACUUCAUGGACGGGCUUGGAGUGGUUUGGCUGGGAAGGUGCUCCAGAACUUUGAGCCUGCUCAAAAUAUUUGGGCGACCAUCCCAUCCUGCAAUUAGACGGCAUAGCAACGUACUAAAAACAAGAAGGACGUAUCUACUCCAAACGGAAUUGACGUAUUAUGGAUGUGCUAUACAUGGUGUGGGCAUGUGCACGCAGACUGGGUCCAUUUGUAGCACAUUCAUCCCGCUUACACACAGACCCAACUCAUUACAAGAAAAUAAGUGACUAGGGUCACAUUGUAUACUAGGGUCACAUUGUAUACUAGGGUCACAUUGUAUACUAGGGUCACAUUGUAUACUAGGGUCACAUUGUAUACUAGGGUCACAUUGUAUACUAGGGUCACAUUGUAUACUAGGGUCACAUUGUAUACUAGGGUCACAUUGUAUACUAGGGUCACAUUGUAUACUAGGGUCACAUUGUACACUAGGGUCACAUUGUACACUAGGGUCACAUUGUAUACUAGGGUCACAUUGUAUACUAGGGUCACAUUGUAUACUAGGGUCACAUUGUAUACUAGGGUCACAUUGUAUACUAGGGUCACAUUGUAUACUAGGGUCACAUUGUAUACUAGGGUCACGUUGUAUACUAGGGUCACAUUGUAUACUAGGGUCACAUUGUAUACUAGGGUCACAUUGUAUACUAGGGUCACAUUAUAGACAUUUCUGGCCAAAGCUAUACGUUCUAGCGAGACCAAACCUGUUUUACAAUUUUCUUAGCGACAAUGUUCAGACGUUUUGAGAACUAGUUUGGUGUGACCAAUCCUUUAGACUAGAUAUAAACUGAUACAUUAAGCCGUAGAUCUAACAGUCCCUAAUCCUCUUUA